GUCCUGGCUACUUAGGAUUCAUCCAUGGCAAUAAAAAGAUGGAGAAUGCAGGGAUAGGGGGUUUUAACAUCAUUUAAACUGACAUUACCAAAAAUCUUCCAUUAUCGCCGGCUUAUUUCCUAGGCAUUCUCAUAGCCUUGCAAAUACAAAGUUGUGCACGCUACAAAUUUUAAUCUGCAAUGUCAAACAUGAACAGGGGAGAAAAACUGCUUUUAAAUACACAAUUGCAACAAUGUGGUUUUUCAAACAUCAGUCAUGGAGACAAAAUGAUCUGUAAAUGAUGCAAUUAUUUAUUAGGUAUAAUUUAUCUGUGUCUAGGCUACAUAAGUAUCAAUGAGCUGUCCCACCGGAGUCAGUAAAUCUGUCAGAAGCAGUAAUGGUUAUGAAUGAUAUUAUUAAUCUCUCUACGUUUUAUGGCCUGCAGUUCCCACUUAUCUCUGCAAUUCUAUAAGGUAGCAUAUGUUUAUUUUCAAACACAUCAGUUUCCCUCACUGAAGGCUUAAAAAAAUAAAAUAAAAACAAUUCAGACGAAAAGGUAUUGGUUAUCUACGCUCUUUUUCUCUGCCACGUUGCCUUUUGCCAGUCUGUCAAACUGAGUAUCGUUUUUCAAAACACCACCUGACCACCAGCUCUGACCUCGAUUAGAUUACUUACACACCGUUACCGCUAAGCUUUAAAGUAAUGCUGUCCAGCGCUGCUGCAUUUACUCUCAGAGCUUCAUGAAAAAUACUGUUUCCGGGAUGCCUUCAGUACCUGGAGCCUUAAGAGGUGUACCUUAUGGGAAUUACAUUUGUCAUAUGUUUCAAGGAGGCUCAUGGGCAGACAGAUCUCCCCUUCACGAAGCUGCCUUUCAAGGGCGCCUCCUCUCAUUGAAAACCUUGAUAGCACAGGGGUUCAACGUGAACAUUGUUACAAUAGACCAUGUUUCUGCUCUUCACGAGGCUUGUUUGGGUGGCCACGUUGCUUGUGCAAAAGUGUUACUGGAACAUGGUGCUCGGGUGAAUGCAGUCACUUUAGAUGGGAUCACACCUCUGUUUAAUGCUUGCCGUUGUGGCAGUGCCCCUACCGUCGAUAUGCUGCUUGAAUUUGGUGCCCGGCCGCAACUGGAGAAUCAUUUUGCUUCCCCAAUUCAUGAAGCUGUCAAGAGAGGCCACAGGGAAUGUAUGGAAAUUCUUUUAGCCAAUGGCGUUGAUGUGGACCAAGAAAACCCACAGCAUGGAACAGUACUGUAUGUGGCCUGCGUGAAUCAAAGGACAGACUGUGUCAAGAAACUUUUAGAACUAGGAGCUAGUGUCAACCUGGGUAAGGGACUGGACACACCACUUCAUGCAGCUGCUAGAAAAUCCAGUGCAGAAAUUGUCAACUUGUUAACAGACUACGGGGCCAGCUUGAAAUGUAGAAAUUCUGAAUUAAAAUAUGCCCUUGAUCUUGCUGCACCUAAUAGCUCUGUUGAACGGGCGCUGUUGCUUCGGGAAGGCCCUCCUCGGCUGGCCCAACUGUGCCGAUUGUGUAUCCGAAAAUGCUUGGGCCGAUCAUGCCUUUAUUUAGUCCACAAACUACACUUACCUGAACGACUUGAAGAUUUUCUUUUGUUCCGAUAACCUUACAGUUCUUUGUAGGCUAACAGAAUCAACGAAAAAGACUGUUUACUCUUAAUAUAAUAAAAACCAGGGUGAAAAUUAACAAAGGCACAUGGGGUUUAAAACCAUAAUGUAGCAAGCUUGAAAAGAGCAUCUGUGCAUUAUUUUCUGUGCAAAGCUUGUUCUGGAGGUUGAAAGUUUGCUUGUCAAAUGCUUAGCCAAAAUGAAGCGGUUUCUAUGUAAUCACAGCAAAAUGGACUCUAGGGCAGUGUUUCCCAACCGGUGUUCCGCGGCACACUAGUGU
This is a messenger RNA of Podarcis muralis (Common wall lizard), 1884 nucleotides long. It is a transcript of the gene ASB11, whose product is annotated as ankyrin repeat and SOCS box containing 11. NCBI's taxonomy places the organism in Eukaryota, Metazoa, Chordata, Lepidosauria, Squamata, Lacertidae. Gene Ontology annotation, biological process: protein ubiquitination; positive regulation of protein catabolic process; intracellular signal transduction. Gene Ontology annotation, molecular function: protein binding. The record is from RefSeq and is a predicted model, not a curated record.